Molecule: messenger RNA, 459 nt
Organism: Penicillium cinerascens
Lineage: Eukaryota; Fungi; Ascomycota; Eurotiomycetes; Eurotiales; Aspergillaceae
Exons: 1
Coding region: 1-459 (152 amino acids)
Source: RefSeq, a predicted model, not a curated record
AUGCUACCUAAGACGGAGUCAGACUCACUGGAAGGUGACGCUGCCACACAUGGACUGCGGGAAAAUGUGCGAUACAUUACUGGCAUGGAUGCCGCUGGCAAUAGCGUUAUUCUGGCGUCUCCAAGCCUAAGGUUUCAUGACCGCGGAGGCUACGCAAUCACCGCCAUCUACAACCUGGAAAAAAUACCGGCAAAUAUCGAAAAUAACAGCGAUAUAACAUACUAUAUGGCUUCUCAAGAGCCCACCCCUGCCAAUCAAUACAGUCCCACCUCCUUCCAACUCGUCAUCCCAGGCGGUGCGAACUUUGUCCAGGGAGAUUUUGGUCCAUCCGCAUGCUCUGCGUGGCACAGGACAUUAUCGGUAGACUUUGUUACGGUGGUACAGGGUGAGUUAGUCUUGGAAGUUGGAGACGAUUGCGCGAAUGCCAGCCAGGUGUCUUUGCAAACGGGUGUAAGUUAA